Molecule: messenger RNA, 3479 nt
Organism: Epinephelus lanceolatus (giant grouper)
Lineage: Eukaryota; Metazoa; Chordata; Actinopteri; Perciformes; Serranidae
Product: activin receptor type-1-like
Biological process (GO): transforming growth factor beta receptor signaling pathway; heart development; cellular response to growth factor stimulus
Cellular component (GO): BMP receptor complex; plasma membrane
Molecular function (GO): ATP binding; transmembrane receptor protein serine/threonine kinase activity
Source: RefSeq, a predicted model, not a curated record
UUCUGUGCCUUAGGAUUUUGCAAAAAAAUAAAAUAAAAUAAAAAAUAAAUACACUUAGAGCCCUGGGAGAAACAUAAAAUUGAGAAAGACUAAUUGAUACUUUUAUUUUGAAACGCCUCACCGGAAGUGCUUGUGUUUAUCCUCUCGCUUGCCGCUGGUUAAUUACAGUGAGUUGUUCCAAGGUAACUUCCUCCUCCAAUCCUUGGCUUUUUGCCUUCGUGGAUCCAAGUGCGAGUUGUGAAGCCCCAGACAGCGCUCAUGUAUGAAGGGCUGCAACGCUACAAAAUGUAUCUUCAUUUUUCCUCUCUCCUGAAUAUCGCGUGAAUUUGCCACUUUUUUCCCCUCACCGCGCGAGUGACGGACGAUCAUGUUGGCGUCAUGUAGGCUCUGCUUUUCAGACUUUGGAAAACAAAUCGCGUAUUGUCGGUGAAUUCUCGGGAGAUGGCAGAGUAGUUCGACCUGCGCCAGUGACGGAGCCCUCAUAAAGCACUUUGAAAAACACCCCGCAAGGUCUACAAUGACGAUUGGGGAUAUGCUUCUUUUGGUUUUGAUCAUCCUGGUCCUUCCCUGUUCGAGCUUGGAAGGUGAUGUCAAUGCGAGAAAGUCUGAAUGUGUGUGUGACGGCGCAUCCUGCAGCAAUGGGGACCGGUGUUUCGGCCAGCAGUGCUUCACCUCCCUCUCCACGCUGAACGGGACAUUGGUCCUUCAAAAGGGCUGCAUUGUGGGUAAUGAGGAAGGGUCUUCGCGAUGUGGAAGCCUGCCAACUCCUGAGCUGGUGGUGGAGUGCUGCUAUGGGAAUUUGUGUAACAUGAACAUCUCCUUGCAGUCACCGGUGAAAGAUACAGAACUGUCUGCUGGCAGACCAGUCCUCAGAGACCAGGAGUGUGUUUGCGAGGGCGGCGUGUGUGAGCAUGACCAUCGCUGCGCAGGCCAGCACUGUUUUUCCUCUCUCAAGAUGAUUGAUGGGGUGGCCGUCCAACAGAAGGGCUGCCUGAGGGACGACGAGGAGGGCAGAGCCACCUGUGCCAUGCCACCCUCAUCGGCCCAUGUUGUCAAGUGCUGCCAGGGCCAUCUGUGUAACAUGAACGUCACUGUGCAAGCUCCAGGGAAAGAGGAGGAAGUGAAGCCCCUGAUCAAGGAGGAGCAUCUGUGUGUGUGUGAGGGCAGCUCAUGUGAAAAGAAUCACUGCACAGGCCACCAGUGUUUCUCCUCUCUAGCAGUCAGCGCCGGCUCCCUGGUGUACCAAAAAGGCUGCUUCAAGAUCUAUGAGCAGAGCACGAUGACCUGCAAGACCCCACCUUCCCGAGACCAGAUUGUGGAGUGCUGCCAGGGGCACCUGUGUAACAUGAACAGCACUGUGGAGCUGCCUGUUAAAGCCGAUGAGCUGUCCAGCUACAGCGUGACCACACUGGCUAUUGUCAUCGUGGCACCCAUCAUCGUCCUCAUCAUCUUCUCGGCUAUCGCUAUCCUGGUGUUCAGACGCAUCCACAACAACCAAAUGGAGAGACUAACAUCACGAGACGCAGAAUACGGAACUAUAGAUGGCCUCAUAGCAUCCAACGUGGGGGAGAGCACUCUGGCGGAUCUUCUGGAUCAUUCCUGUACGUCAGGAAGUGGCUCAGGACUCCCUUUCCUCGUCCAGAGAACUGUUGCACGACAGAUCACACUGAAUGAGUGUGUGGGUAAGGGCCGUUAUGGUGAAGUGUGGAGGGGUCAGUGGCAGGGAGAGAGUGUCGCCGUGAAAAUCUUUUCCUCCAGAGACGAGAAGUCCUGGUUCAGAGAGACUGAAAUCUACAACACAGUGCUGCUGAGACACGAGAACAUCCUGGGCUUCAUAGCUUCAGACAUGACCUCGAGGAACUCCAGCACCCAGUUGUGGCUGAUCACUCACUUCCACGAGAUGGGCUCCUUGUACGACUACCUUCAACUCAGUACCCUCGAUGCAUCCAACUGCCUCCGCAUGGCGCUCUCCAUUGCAAGCGGCCUGGCACACCUCCAUGUUGAGAUCUUCGGCACUCAGGGCAAACCGGCCAUCGCCCACCGAGACCUCAAGAGCAAAAACAUACUGGUUAAAAAGAACGGACAGUGCUGCAUUGCUGACCUCGGUCUGGCGGUCAUGCAUUUUCAAGACACCAACGAGUUAGAUGUGGGGAACAACCCUAAAGUGGGCACAAAGCGCUACAUGGCCCCUGAAGUGCUUGACGACUCCAUCCAGAUGGACUGUUUUGAGUCCUACAAGAGAGUGGACAUCUGGGCCCUGGGCCUCGUCCUGUGGGAGAUCGCCAGGAGGACAGUCAGCAAUGGCAUCGUGGAAGACUACAAGCCACCGUUUCAUGACGUGGUCCCAAGUGAUCCCAGUUUUGAGGAUAUGAAGAAGGUUGUGUGUGUGGAUCAGCAGAGGCCCAACAUCCCAAACAGAUGGUUUUCAGACCCGACUUUAACCUCCAUGGCUAAACUCAUGAAGGAGUGCUGGUACCAGAAUCCAUCAGCCAGAUUAACAGCGUUACGCAUAAAAAAGACUCUCACAAAGAUCGACAACUCUCUGGACAAAAUCAAAACAGACAUUUGAGCCUGCCUUGAGAAGAAGAGGCAGACAUACCUAAAGGCCUUUGAAGACAUCCAGAGGGUGGACCAUCCCAGACAAAACUGACAAGACAAGAGACUUGAUGGGUUCAGUGCCCUUAUAGUGGCACAAACCAGUAUUUAUUUUAAAACACUUGGCGGGACACAUUUUGGCAUCCAAAGAUGGCUUACCGGGCAUUUCUGAGACUGCCAGCGGUCUUGGAAAUAGGAAAUUAUCUAUUCAACUUAACGACAUAGGAGCUGGACUGUUAGCAGCAAUGUUCUUCAAGGAAGAAACUGUUACCUGGGCAUUUGAGUAGGCUCGCUUUUGUUAGAACUGCAGAUUUUGUUUGACACAUUUUUUAGUUUGGAAAAAAAAUGUCUGAACAUAUUAGCAACUUCACUUUACUCUUUAAUUGUAAGGCAUUGUUCAUUUGCAUCACGGUGGAUUCAUUUAAAAAGAUGUCAACUUGCCAAUUGAACUUGCCAAUUUAAUAUGCAUACUUUCAACGGUGUUCACAGUGAGCAGUGUUAUGUUUUACUUUGCGUGUCAUGCACCUCUGUUUACAAUGCUGUCAGAACAAGUAUCUUGGGAUCUCACCAACCCCGUAACUUUUAGUUGUACAGCUGCAUCGAUGGUACUGUUCUUUUCCUGAAAUAUCGUCCAGUUGAAGGUACUCUGUUGCAAACCUUUUGUAUAUCACCAUGGAUUUUACAUCGAAUUAUGUACCUGUUCUAUGUUUGGUUUCUUCAGCUUUACAGAUACAAAUGCUAAAAGAACAAAUAAAAUAUCUGCUAGAUACUGAACUCUAUUCCUCCAGAGGCCUGUAAGUAAGCCUGUAAAGCCUGUAUACUGUCUUAACGCGUGCAUUGUUGUCUUAAUGCGUGCAUUGUCAAGUAAAUGAAGUCAAACUUCA